This is a messenger RNA of Scedosporium apiospermum, 438 nucleotides long. RefSeq lists its product as uncharacterized. The record is from RefSeq and is a predicted model, not a curated record. NCBI's taxonomy places the organism in Eukaryota, Fungi, Ascomycota, Sordariomycetes, Microascales, Microascaceae. Gene Ontology annotation, cellular component: mitochondrion. Bases 1 to 438 code for a protein of 145 amino acids. The transcript is spliced from 2 exons.
AUGCUCUUCUGCCGUAUCACCCGCGCCCUCCGUCCACGCCUCCAUCUCCCGUCAGCACCCUUCAGAACCUCCCGGCCCUCCUCGACAACGCCAAACACACGUGCCUCGAAAAUCCUCUCGAAGCUCCCUCCCUCUCUACAAAAAUACACGACCCGCCUCCGGAACGCGCCCGUAUCCCACGUCGUCGCCUUUCUCAUCCUGCACGAGAUCACGGCCAUCGUCCCACUCUUCGGCUUGUUCGGCGUGUUCCACUAUACUCAGUAUGCGCCGGUGGGGUAUAUUACAGAUCACUGGGGUGGCGUUGGCGUGGGCUAUUACGAAGGCGAUCCUGCCGCUGAGGAUAUUGGCGAGUUUGUGGGCGACGCCGUGGUUUGCGGGCGUUCUCGUCCGUGGCCGAAGAAUAUUUACGAGGAAAAUAUAACUUCUGCCAAAUUCUAA